This is a messenger RNA of Planococcus citri (citrus mealybug), 775 nucleotides long. Its product is annotated as large ribosomal subunit protein mL62. Gene Ontology annotation, biological process: mitochondrial translational termination. The record is from RefSeq and is a predicted model, not a curated record. The transcript is spliced from 5 exons. NCBI's taxonomy places the organism in Eukaryota, Metazoa, Arthropoda, Insecta, Hemiptera, Pseudococcidae. Gene Ontology annotation, cellular component: mitochondrial large ribosomal subunit. Bases 23 to 709 code for a protein of 228 amino acids. Gene Ontology annotation, molecular function: peptidyl-tRNA hydrolase activity; translation release factor activity, codon nonspecific.
CAAUAUUAUCAAAACAGAUUUCAUGCGAUUUGCGAAUUAUAGAAUUUUACUAAUUUUUACUCAACAUUCGUUAAUUCAAUUCAAUUAUAUCAUUAUUAUCUCCAUAAUGUUUCCUGUUAAACUUGUUAAUCGUUUAUCAAUCUUGAGCAAUAAUCUAACUCGUCUGGUAAUUUCCCAAAGAACUGAAUAUUCCAGCGCUCACAGUUUGAAAAAUCUAUACCCGGAAAGCUCUUUAAAAAUCACUACACCGAACGAAUCAUCGGUCGUUGAAAAAUGCUCGCAAGUAUACUCUGGAUAUAUACCAUUAGAUAAAAUAACAUUCAAAUAUUCCCGUAGUCAAGGACCAGGUGGUCAAAAUAGAGAUCAUACUUACUCAAAAGUGCAAUUACGAGUCAAGUUGUCCGACGCCGAUUGGAUUCCAGAAAAUGUGCGACUUAAAUUGCUCGAAAUGAAAAAAAAUCAGUUAUCCAAGGACGGAUAUUUCAUAAUUAAAUCGGAUAAAACGCGUUCUCAGCAACUAAACAGAGCAGAUGUGAUGCAAAGACUUCGAUGUAUUAUUUAUCAUGCUGUAGAACAAUCCACUUCUACUGAACCUUCUCCGGAAACCAUCGAUAAAAUUAGAAAGAGACAAGAGAAAGCUAAUCGUGAAAGGCUACAAUCAAAACGACUCCGUUCACUGAUCAAGGAAAAUAGAAGAAUUGUAGAAUAAGUCGAUUUAACAUUAAAUAUUCAUGUGAUUGUUGUAAAUAUUCAGAAUGAAGUUGCUGUAUUCGUU